Messenger RNA from Myxozyma melibiosi, 1527 nucleotides. RefSeq lists its product as uncharacterized. The coding region runs from base 1 to 1527 and encodes 508 amino acids. The transcript has a single exon. The record is from RefSeq and is a predicted model, not a curated record. Lineage: Eukaryota; Fungi; Ascomycota; Lipomycetes; Lipomycetales; Lipomycetaceae.
AUGCAUGACCCGCACCCUGCGCCUUCGGCCUCGCAUCAACAUCCGCCGCCGCCUACCCAAGCGGCUCCUCCUCCCCCUCCCGCCGGCGCUGAAAACCUGAUCGGUAUCCCAGGCUUCUUACCCUCGUCCUGGCAGGGAUCGGACGAGUCUCUCCGCCACGCGCUCUCGUACCGUGCAGAGGAAGAGCGGCGCCGCGCGGAAGAAGAACGAACAAAACAGGAAGAGUAUCGUCUCGAGCUCCGCAAGCGCGAUCUCGAGCUUCUCCGCGAGGGUAUGCGCUACGGCAUCCCUCCGAGCAUGAUUCCAUUUAUCUUCAUCGGCAACGGUGUCACCGGCGCCACGGCCGAGUGGAUCCGCGACUACGUUGCCCGGAUAUGGCAGCAGCAGCAGCAGGAGAUGGCUGCCGUGUCUGCCCAGGCGGCGUCGACUGUCUCGACCCCGGGCGGCGCCGGCGAUUACCGAAACGAUCCCAGAUAUCACUCUCUUCACCAUCGCAGCCAAAGCGCUCAGUCGAUCCCUAGUCUGGCCCACAAUCCCAUGGGACCCGGGUUAAACGCCCCUCCUCCUCCGCCACCACCAGCUCCUCCCGCUCCUACCCCGUCUCUUCCCCCACUGGCCACUGCUGCUUCCUCACAGGCCUCACCGUUUGCUGUUCAGCAGGAGCUGAUGUCUCCUGGAUCGCAGACCCGUGCUGUAUAUCACGGCAGUGGAUCCUCUGUCACUCCGCCUCUGCAGGUGCGGCAGGUAGACUUUCCUCCAGGGAAAUCUCAGCUGUACAGAUCUUCUCCUCCUAUCCGGUCUCCAUCUCCUCCUUCCCAACAACAACAAGAACAACAACAGCAGCAGCAGCAGCAACAGCAACAACAACAACAGCAGCAACCAGCUAUCCAGUUCUACCACUGGCAACCAAACGCCAAAGAACGAGCCCAAGGAGUAAAAGAGCAACCCGGCGACUCCAGCCGGCCUUCUCAUCCUCCGCUUGGAAACGGCAUCCCCCGCUCUCCCACCCGCUCGAUCCUCAACCCAACACAAGAAGACGCGAGCACGCCCAAACGACGACGACAGACUUCCGUGUUCGACGCCGGCACGCCCAAGCAGCAUCUCCCGCCGUCGGGUGCCAACGUCACAUCCGCCGGCGCGUCGCCUACCCAGAGCGCGACUUCUCUACCCCCCAUCUCUUCUUUAAGCGCCAACAUCCCUCCCCGGAAACGCGGCGCGGGACAUACCCGGCACCGAUCAGAAGCCAGUCUGCACGGUUACGAGCCCUACGCGCGUCCGGGUUCGAUGCACCUAGGCCACGGUCCUGGCCCGCACCAGCUCGCUGGCCCCGCGAUCCUGAACCCGAGUUCGACAAGUAGUGCAUCGACGCCUCGCGGCGGAGGCGGCAUGCAGCGGCGGAGCGAGUCGGGAUGGGACUCUGGCUCGGUCGAUGUGCUAGCCGCCGCGGCUGAGAGCGAGCGGCAAAAGGAGAUGUCGGCGUUGCGCGAGCAGCAGGCUUCUGAGCAAGCUCGGAGGGCGGCCAGUUGA